Molecule: messenger RNA, 447 nt
Organism: Alnus glutinosa
Lineage: Eukaryota; Viridiplantae; Streptophyta; Magnoliopsida; Fagales; Betulaceae
Product: S-protein homolog 1-like
Exons: 1
Coding region: 1-447 (148 amino acids)
Source: RefSeq, a predicted model, not a curated record
AUGACAGUCCGCAUCGGUUUAAUGGUUUUCUUACUUGUUUUGGCAUUAGCCGUGAGACCUUCAUCUCAAGAACUUAGAGAUAUAAAUACAAAAUGGACAGUGGACGUUGUUAAUGGAUUGAGCGGCGAAAAUAGGUUGUUCCUUCAUUGCAAGUCCAAAGACGAUGAUCUGGGCAUGCACGAUCUUCCGGUCGGGGCUAAAUCCUCAUGGAGUUUCAAAGAAAACUUGUUUGGGAGAACACUUUACUGGUGCUAUUUGCGCAAGGACAAGGCUCAUGCAGCGUUCGAUGUGUUUUGGGAGGAGAAAAAUGAAGAAUAUUAUUUGCUUAGGCGGACGUGCGACCGGAGCAAUAUUUGCAUUUGGAUUGCCAAAGAUGAUGGAAUUUACUUGAAAAGCAUUCGUGAUAACCUUGAUGUGUUUAUGCACAGAUGGAAACCAGGACAAUAA